This is a messenger RNA of Raphanus sativus (radish), 1864 nucleotides long. Its product is annotated as protein COBRA. Gene Ontology annotation, biological process: cellulose microfibril organization; plant-type cell wall cellulose biosynthetic process. The record is from RefSeq and is a predicted model, not a curated record. NCBI's taxonomy places the organism in Eukaryota, Viridiplantae, Streptophyta, Magnoliopsida, Brassicales, Brassicaceae. Gene Ontology annotation, cellular component: plasma membrane.
ACCUAUCCUUCAGUGCUUCUCCUCUUCGUAUUUUCUAAAGCUGAAACAUCUUGCUACUCUCUCUCUAUAAGUCCACCUCUCCUUCAAGCAAAGCAUCUUCCUCUAAGAUUGUCUGGUCUUAAAUUCAACCAGGCCCAUCUAAGGGAUCUGGAACAAUCUUUGUCUCUGGUACUUGUCUGAUCAACAGAGCAAUAACAAAAAAAAUGGAUUCCUCUGUCUCCAGAUCCACCUCUGUAGUCUCGAAUUUGAGUUUCUUGGCUGUGUUGAUCGUCUUCUUGAUUUCUUCCUCUUCUCUUACUUCAACAGAAGCAUAUGAUGCGCUUGAUCCAGAAGGUAACAUUACAAUGAAAUGGGAUGUCAUGAGCUGGACUCCUGAUGGCUAUGUUGCCGUGGUUACCAUGUUCAACUUCCAGAAAUACAGACACAUUCCAUCUCCUGGAUGGACAUUAGGUUGGAAAUGGGCAAAGAAAGAAGUCAUAUGGAGUAUGGUCGGUGCGCAAACAACCGAACAAGGUGAUUGUUCAAAGUACAAAGGAAACAUACCACAUUGUUGCAAAAAAGAUCCAACGGUUGUGGAUUUGCUCCCCGGGACUCCUUACAACCAGCAGAUUGCUAAUUGCUGCAAAGGCGGUGUACUGAACUCAUGGGUUCAAGACCCUGGCAAUGCUGCUAGCUCCUUCCAGAUCAGUGUUGGUGCUGCUGGAACCACAAACAAAACGGUCCGCGUGCCGAGAAACUUCACUCUCAUGGGCCCUGGUCCUGGCUACACUUGUGGUCCAGCUAAGGUUGUUAGACCAACCAAGUUUGUCACCACUGACACUCGCAGAACCACUCAGGCUAUGAUGACAUGGAACAUUACAUGCACAUACUCGCAGUUCCUAGCUCAAAGAACACCAACUUGCUGCGUUUCUUUGUCUUCUUUCUACAACGAAACCAUUGUUGGAUGUCCAACUUGCGCUUGCGGAUGCCAAAACAACAGAACAGAGUCCGGUGCCUGUCUCGACCCUGAUACACCGCACUUGGCUUCUGUCGUCUCACCACCGACCAAGAAAGGAACCAUCUUGCCUCCACUGGUGCAAUGCACGAGACACUUGUGUCCCAUCAGAGUGCAUUGGCACGUGAAGCAGAACUACAAAGAGUAUUGGCGAGUGAAGAUCACGAUCACAAACUUCAACUACCGUUUAAACUACUCGCAGUGGAACAUGGUGGCACAACAUCCGAAUUUCGACAACAUCACUCAGAUCUUUAGUUUCAACUACAAAUCUCUCACUCCUUAUGCAGGACUAAAUGAUACGGCGAUGUUGUGGGGAGUGAAGUUCUAUAAUGACUUCUUAUCAGAAGCAGGGCCUCUUGGGAAUGUGCAGUCAGAGAUUCUGUUCCGUAAGGAUCAAGCAACCUUCUCGUUUGAGAAAGGAUGGGCUUUUCCUCGUAGGAUCUACUUUAAUGGAGACAACUGUGUCAUGCCGCCUCCUGACACUUACCCUUUUCUCCCCAGCGGUGGUUUCCGACCAGAAGUCUCUGUCUUCGCCUCCGUGCUCCUCCCUGUUCUUCUUGUCUCUCUUCUUCUUCUCCGCGUGAGUUUCAUAUUGACGGUUUUGCCACUGACGAACGAUUCUGUGUCCGGUUCGGUUAGGGUUAGGCCGUGGCUGGGUCUGUUUUAAACGGUGGAGUGGUGUACACGCUAUUUAUGAUUCUUUUGUUUCCUUAAAAAUGGUAAUCUUUUCAUAAUUUUGUAUGUAAUAUAGCUUUCAGCUUACUUGUUUUCCUUUAUUUUGUUAUUAGUUUCUCUUAUGUUCGUAUUUGUUGGGUUCUGUACUUGUAGAAUGAGAAGAAAAGAUGAUAAUGCCAGAUAUUUGUUUAUAUA